This is a messenger RNA of Rubroshorea leprosula, 3825 nucleotides long. The record is from the annotation of a GenBank genome assembly. NCBI's taxonomy places the organism in Eukaryota, Viridiplantae, Streptophyta, Magnoliopsida, Malvales, Dipterocarpaceae.
CCACUUGCUGGUCUUCGCUGGCUCUGCCUCUGUUUACCCUUCCUUCUUCUUCUCCAGCUACUCUAUUUUCUAUACGCCUUUCUUCUACUACGUCUAUUUCCAAAGAAAGUUCCUUUUUCUUCAUAUAGCUGUUUUUAUUAUUGAUUGUGUUUGUUGAGUAUCUGUGGGUUUUUUUCUUUUUCCUGUGACAAGGAGGUUUUAUCUUUGAAUUGAAGCAUUUGAGUGUCUUCGGUAUUAGAUGGACUUUUACUGAGCACUGGUUUUGGCUAUCGGAUUUGAUAAGUUGAUUAGAGUGGCUUGUGGGCCGUUAAGGCAAUCUGGCAAAAGGGGGAUUUUUGAAAGUAUUUCAAAGUUGCUGCUGUAUUUUCUGUGUGAUUCAGUAAAUCCAGGUUUCAUGAUUGGUCCGAGACAAUGGAGAUGUUUAUGGCCGGAUUUUUACUUCUUUGGCAUUGAAUUCUAUCCCUUUAUGAUACUAUGAAGAAUUUUCUGAAAAGGCUUCAUAUCAUGUCUAAUCAAUCAGAAGCUGCAGAAGGGUCAACCUCGUCAAGGGACAAUAAUUCAAGUCAUGGAUCAUCCCCUGAUAGACUCUUGCAUUCAAGGUCUCACCAAAAUCCCGAGCAUAAACAACCUCUAUCUAGUCUUUCUAAUUGGUUGAAUUCAGUUGCUCACAAAAAAAGUCCCAGUCCACCAUCUUCUUCCAAUGUAAAGAAAGGAGAGAGAAUGGAACCAAGUAAUUCAGCAAGUGCUAGUGGUGUAGAUCCUGCUUUGGAUAACUUGAAGCGUGAUUCAGAGUCCAGUAACUCAAGGGAUCCUGAAAUAGAAGAGGAGUAUCAGAUACAAUUGGCUUUGGAGUUGAGUGCAAGGGAGGAUCCUGAAGCAGUUCAGAUUGAGGCUGUAAAGCAAAUUAGUUUAGGAUCUUGUGCUCUAGAGAAUACUCCAGCUGAAAUUGUCGCCUAUAGAUAUUGGAAUUACAAUUCUCUUAGCUAUGAUGACAAGAUCCUGGAUGGGUUUUAUGAUUUGUAUGGAGUCGUGACUGAAUCAACUCCAGAAAGAAUGCCUUCACUUGUAGAUCUACAAGGAACCCCUGUAUCAGAUAAUGUUUCUUGGGAAGCAGUUUUGGUCAAUAGGGCUGCUGAUUCCAAUCUGUUGAACCUUGAACAGAAAGCACUAGACAUGGCUGUCAGGUCAAGAUCGGAAUCUCUAGCUUUCACAAGCUCCAAUUUGGUGCAAAAUCUUGCUAUUUUAGUUGCUGAGUAUAUGGGUGGACAGGUUGGGAAUCCUGUCAACAUGUCCCGUGCAUGGCAAAGUCUUAGUUACAGUUUGAAAAAAACCCUUGGUAGCAUGGUUUUGCCUCUUGGAUCUCUGACAAUUGGAUUGGCUCGUCAUCGGGCAUUGUUGUUCAAGGUUUUGGCUGAUAGUGUGGGCAUCCCUUGCCGCUUAGUGAAGGGACAACAAUACACAGGUUCCGAUGAUGUGGCAAUGAACUUUGUGAAGAUUGAUGAUGGAAGGGAAUACAUUGUUGACCUAAUGGCAGACCCUGGCACACUCAUUCCUGCUGAUGCAGCUGGCUUGCAUGUGGAAUAUGAUGAUUCUUUCUUUUCUGCUAGUCCUUUGUCUAGAGACAUGGAUUCAUCUCAGAUAGCUUCUUCUAGCAGUGGGGUUGGGAGUUCAUUUGAAGAACAUGCAGAAUUUGGUUCAUUGGAGAAGAGAUCCAGGCUAAAAAAUUUGGCUACUGCAGGAAACCAAUCUGAUGAAGGAGGUGAUUCUAAUGCUUUUGCAUGUUUGACUGAGACUGGUAAAAGUGGGGAACAACCCAAGGGAUCCUCAAAUGACUCAAAAAAUCCUCCAAAUAGAGAGAAGGUCCCGGGACGAGAACUUCCAAACAGACCUAAUUAUCCUUAUUCACAUGCAAGGUCUCCUUCUUGGACAGAAGGUGUUAGCUCCCCUGCUGUGCGUAGAAUGAAAGUGAAAGACGUCUCACAGUAUAUGAUUGAUGCUGCCAAGGAGAAUCCACAUUUGGCUCAAAAACUUCAUGAUGUGUUACUUGAAAGUGGUGUCAUUGCUCCCCCUAACUUGUUUUCUGAAAUAUAUCAUGAUCCUGAGCAGUUAGAGACAUCAAUGGUUGAGAUUAGGUCUCCAAUCGAAGCUAAGGAUGAAAAUAGACAAGGCAGUGGAACUCAUGAAACUAAGAAUCAAGUUGAUUUUGGGCCUGGUAAUUUCUUGCCUCCUCUACCUCAUCGAAGAGUGCAUUCUAAAGUGAGCUCUCCACAUAAUCAACCUGAGCCUCUUAAACCUGUUGAAAGCUCUGGGGUCAACUAUCCAAUUGAGGCAAAGGAAGCACCUGGACCACCUAUUUCCUUGCCUGAAGCAGUUCCUGCACAGUAUGCCAAAAAUGUCCCUGUUGCUGCCGCUGCUGCAGCAGCAGCUGCUGUUGUUGCAUCUUCAAUGGUAGUUGCUGCAGCAAAGUCAGGCACUGACAUGAAUCUUGAACUUCCUGUAGCAGCUGCUGCCACAGCUACUGCUGCUGCUGUAGUGGCAACAAGUGCAGCAGCAGCGCAGGGGACACGCAGUGAUGGGGAUGCAGACUUAGCUAGUUGUGAGCCACAUGUUAGUGGUGAAAGGGAACAUAACAUCUUUGGAGUGAGUUCAGAAGGUGAGAGAACAUCAGAUAAAUCAGCAGGUAAUGAGAGUGCCAAAUCUGAUGUUGCACUUGAUGACGUUGCUGACUGUGAGAUUCUAUGGGAAGAAAUCACCUUGGGCGAGCGCAUUGGACUUGGAUCAUAUGGAGAGGUAUAUCGUGGGGACUGGCAUGGAACUGAAGUUGCUGUGAAGAGGUUUUUGGAUCAGGACAUUUAUGGUGAAUCACUUGAGGAAUUCAAAAGUGAGGUCCAAAUCAUGAAACAGCUUAGGCAUCCAAAUGUUGUUCUCUUCAUGGGAGCUGCAACCCGUGCUCCAAAUCUUUCAAUCAUCACAGAAUUUCUACCAAGAGGCAGUUUGUAUAGGUUACUUCAUCGGCCUAACAAUCAACUUGACGAACGAAGGCGUUUGAGGAUGGCCCUUGAUGCUGCUCGAGGAAUGAAUUACUUGCACAACCGCACACCAGUGAUUGUACACCGUGAUUUGAAGUCUCCAAAUCUUCUAGUUGACAAAAAUUGGGUUGUCAAGGUUUGUGAUUUCGGGUUGUCAAGGAUGAAGCACAGCACGUAUCUGUCUUCAAAAUCAACUGCAGGCACGGCUGAGUGGAUGGCUCCAGAAGUGCUCAGAAAUGAACCUUCAAAUGAAAAGUGUGAUGUUUAUAGCUUUGGGGUUAUCUUGUGGGAGCUCUGUACGUUACAACAACCAUGGGGGGGAAUGAAUGCAAUGCAAGUGGUUGGUGCGGUAGGAUUUCAGCAUCGCCGCCUUGAUAUUCCAGAUGAUAUGGAUCCUGCCAUUGCAGACAUUAUUAGAAAGUGCUGGCAGACAGAUCCAAAGUUGAGACCAACAUUUGCAGAAAUCAUGGCUGCAUUGAAGCCAUUACAAAAACCUAUAUCCAGUACACAAGUGCCUCGAUCAAUUGCAUCUAGCCGGCAGAAGGGUCAACCAUCAAGAGAUGCAGAAGAACAAGCAGGCUAGAAGCUUUAACUUCUUGGAUCGCCGAGUUGCUUCCAUUGGGCAAGUCUUGCACUGUUUGUGAAUUAUGAGCCAACAUUAAACUCACUCCCAUGUUGUGAUUCUUUUUCCAAGUUGCCCCUUUACACCACUUUAUUCAUGAUGAUAAAAGUAUUUAUAAAGUUUUGUAUCUGUUUGUAAAAAAAAAAAAAGAAUGAAAAAAAUUCAUAUUGAAAU